UUAAAUCUCCAGAUUGCUCGCGUGCACGUGUGUAAUCGGACGUCUGGACGUGUCCUGUAAAUUUCUGUUAAUGAGGGCAGAUUUGGAAAACAACGUUAACAGAAUUAAAUAAUUUGAUGAUGAUGGUAUUGAAAGAGUUUGAACUUUCUGAUUGGAAAACUCUUCAGUGACAAGAUGGAGGCAGAAGAUGACAAUCGAUUUGCCAUCAUCAGCCAUGACCCCCGCUUCCGGAAAAUCUCCCAGCGGGCGCGCAAGGUCAAAAUUGACAAGCGCUUCCACGGAAUGUUCAAGGAUGACAACUUCAAGCUGAAAUACACCGUGGACAAGAGAGGGCGCCCCAUUAACCUGACAUCCAACGAGAACCUGCGGAAGUUUUACGAGUUGUCCAGCUCAGAGGACGAUGAGAGCAGUGAAGAAGGUGAAGUUGCCCAGUCUGCUUCUGGUGAGGAUGUCGGUAAAGAGGCCUCAUCCAAAAUAAGGAGACUUUCAGGGAAAGAAAAACUCAAGGAUCAACUGAGGAGAAGAAAGGAGAGAAGAGUCGAGAAGCCGAAGACGCUGGCACCAAAAAGUAAAGUUGAUGGAGCUGACGAACACCAGAAAAGGCCUGUGCAAGGCACUACCGAUGAAGAUGACACUGAUGAUGAUUCUGAUCGGGAUUCUGGUGAUUCCAAGGACCACAGACCCUCCAGAUCCAAACGGGCUGACCUCCCGGCAAAACAGUCCUUACCCCUCAGGGUGGAUCUGGCCCGGGGCCAGGGGAACAUGGAGAGUUCCUCGGACUCCGACUCCGACUCGGACUCUGAUUACGGGAGCAGCGAUCGGGAGGAAGCAGGGCCGGAACUCCAGUGGGGGGAGCUGGACCGCGACGCCCCCCGCAGUGGGGACCAGUCGGCCAGGCUGGCACUGUGUAACAUGGACUGGGACAGGGUGACAGGAAAUGAUCUGCUGGUGUUAUUCAACUCAUUCAAACCAACUGGUGGUGUGAUACACUCAGUCAAGAUUUAUCCCUCAGAGUACGGUCUGGAGAAGAUGCGAGAGGAGGAUGCAAGAGGGCCAGCGGAACUCGUGGAGGACGGAGGCAAGAGUGAGGAGAUAGGGGACGAUCGUCAUGACGACAACCUCUUGCAAGAGAAACUCAGGAAGUACCAGCUGCAGAGGUUGAAAUAUUACUAUGCAGUUGUGGACUGUGACAGCGUUGGCACAGCUGCUGCAUUGUAUGACCACUGCGAUGGCAUGGAGUAUCAGAGCAGUUCCACUAAACUGGACCUCAGGUUCAUCCCCGACGAUGUCGCGUUUGAUAAUGAGCCCAAGGAAGUGGCGACGGAGCUACCGGACACCUCUCUCUACAAACCCGUGGAGUUCCGCACCUCCGCGCUGCAUCAGUCACGCGUGGAGCUGACUUGGGACGAGACAAGCCACCAGCGAGCCAUCAAGACCGCCGAGGCCUUCAAGAAGAAGAACGUGGAGGACAUGGACGUCAGUGCUUUCCUGGCUUCUUCCAGCGAUGAGGACGGUGAAGAACGAUGGGAGCUUGAUUUUGACGACAAGGCAGGCGGGAGACGAAAGGAAGAGGAGGCCCAGGAACACAGCGCAUCACUGAGCGAGGACCAACAGAUUGCCAAGUACCGGGCACUCCUGAGGGAAGCGGACACCGACCGUCAGACAGAGAACGAUAAACAGAUGGAGAUGGAGAUCACAUGGGAACCAGGUUUAAAAGACACAGCAGAGGAACUCGUGAAGAAAAAGUCAGAGAGAACGGCAGAGGCCACACCUUGGGAAAAAUUCCUAGAAAAGAAGAAGGAGAAGAAGAAGAAACAAAAAGGAAAGAAGACAGAGGAACAGAUGGAGGGAACCAAUCAGAACACUGAUCUCGCCUUCAGUGAUGAUGAACUUCCCGAUGGUGUCGAUUUGAACGAUCCUUUCUUCAAAGACGCACUGAAGGAGGAUGGGGUCAAAGGUUCCAAGAAGAAAAAGAAGACAAAAGGUAGAAAAGAGGAAACUGUCGGGGAGGAAGACAAAGACAAAGUCCAGCAGAACAAGUCUGAGCUUGAGUUGCUGUUCAUGGACGAGGACAGCGACGGCAAGAAACACUUCAAUCUCAAGCAGAUCAUGGAGAAUGAGAAGACCCUGAGCAAGAAGGCCAAGCGAAAGAAGAGGCGACAACAGCAGCAGGAGGAGGCCACAAAAUACGAGGAUGAUUUCCAGAUUGACGUGGGCGACAAUCGCUUCCAGGCGAUGUUCACCUCUCAUCUGUACGCCGUGGACCCGUCGGACCCGCACUUCAAGAAGACCAAGGCCACCGAGGCCCUGCUCGCUGAACGACAGAAAAGGAGACUGAAGGAAGAGGAGAGACAGGGCGUGGUGACCACACCCAGAGCCACACCCGAGACCACACCCAAAGCCUCAAAGUUGGUCAAGCGAGAUGCCGAACUGUCGAUGCUCAUCAAAUCCGUCAAGAACAAGACAGACCAGUUCAAGGAACGGAAGUUAAAACGGCAGAAAGUGAAAUAAUCCAAAACUUCAUUUUUGUGGAUUCAGCCGUGUGUGGAAUAAUUAUUGUACUAUUUUUAAAGUUUCCAUUAAACAAUUGUUGACUGCCGUGAUGUGGGAUAUGGCGUUUUUAACACCCGAGGGUCCCAUUGCACCCGAGGCGAAUCUUGAGUGCAAAAGCCACAAGAUAAGUUUUGUUCCUCUAGAAUGUGCAUGAUGUCAACAACGCGAACUAUGCGUGUCACUGCAGAUGUGCAAACAUUAUAUUCUAAUCAAACACAGAAGCAUUAGAAUCUUCAAUCACUAUGCUUCGGGUGUCAAAACAGAAGUAAAAAUCCUGCCUUUACGAAAAUCACAUUUUAGUUAUAUUGUAACUUCUUAACCAGUUCGCGCCGGAUGUUGUUGUGUAUACCUGCAAUUGUUUUGCGGUAUCCGUAACGGAUGUUAUAUAAACACGCAGGGGGCGACCCGCUCACAGCGAGUGAGCGAGGCCUGAAAUAUGGGUGUGCUGCCCGAGGGUGAUAGCUUCAAGGGAUGACGGAUAACUACACAGGGAGCGAGGCUGGAAAUAUCUGUCAGCGACCCGCUCGCAGUGAGCGAGGCUAGAAAUAUCAGUGUGCUGCCUCAGGGUGAUGGCUUCAACCCGCCUGGCAUUGAGGUCAAGUGAAAAAUAAUCACGGGCCUCGUUCUAUUUUUGUCAAAAAAAUCCUGGCGUGAACUGGUUAAAAACUCAAAAAUGUUUUGAUAAAAAAUACAAUCAUGGUAUAACAAAGUAAUUGUCGUCUGUUGUGAUAUGGCCCACUGCACCCUUAAAGGCUUUAUGUGAUGUUUUUUUUUCUAGGAACACAUUUUGUGCAGCUUUCUACUCUUUAAUGUAUGAAAACUAUUGGACAUAUAUUUUGGUUGAUUUUAUUGAAAAGUGCAUUCUUUAAACAUUUAUAAAUUGUCCAUGGUUUUGUGGACAACUGAGGGAGCUGUUGGUGUGAUGUCAUUUCAGGAAGACACUGUUCAGUUUAGGGGUUUUCUGUUCAUAUUGUGAACCCAUAAUUUGCUCACUGAAUGAUUUGUGAGAAAAGUUUGCACUUAAAAACAUACAUCACAGCAGACAAAAAUUGUGUAAUGUACGCAUACAGAGGAAUGCAUAUGGACACAACUUAACUGUCUUUGUGUGUACUCUUAGAUUAUAUUGAAAUAUGAACUAUGAAUGUAUUUUAUGCCAUAAGGUCGAGCCUAGUGAUUUAUGUCAAUAAUCAGUAAUUGGUCUUAUUUUACAAAAUUGGUCUUACAUACAAACAACAUGUAAG
Messenger RNA from Patiria miniata (bat star), 3794 nucleotides. It is a transcript of the gene esf1, whose product is annotated as ESF1 homolog. Gene Ontology annotation, biological process: rRNA processing. The transcript is spliced from 11 exons. Gene Ontology annotation, molecular function: RNA binding. The record is from RefSeq and is a predicted model, not a curated record. Gene Ontology annotation, cellular component: nucleus. NCBI's taxonomy places the organism in Eukaryota, Metazoa, Echinodermata, Asteroidea, Valvatida, Asterinidae. Bases 175 to 2511 code for a protein of 778 amino acids.